Molecule: messenger RNA, 1536 nt
Organism: Periophthalmus magnuspinnatus
Lineage: Eukaryota; Metazoa; Chordata; Actinopteri; Gobiiformes; Gobiidae
Gene: rsph4a
Product: radial spoke head component 4A
Exons: 8
Coding region: 1-1536 (511 amino acids)
Biological process (GO): cilium assembly; cilium movement involved in cell motility; axoneme assembly
Cellular component (GO): axoneme; radial spoke
Source: RefSeq, a predicted model, not a curated record
AUGUCUGCGGAGGAGACGGACCAGGACAACCCGCAGAGACGAGCGUCAGCCGUGGCUAAAGCUUUUCUCAUGAAGUCCAGCACGAAGACCAACACCAACCUGUAUGACCACUUGACCCAGGUGCUGCUGAAGAUCCUGGAUGAGCGCCCUCUAGAUGCGGUGGACGUGUUUGAGGACAUCAGCAGAGACGUGAAGCGGAUGCAGUACGUGGACAAACAGAGUACUCUGAGGGACCUGAGAGAAGAGAACCCAGCAGAGACACUCGCCCAAUUACAACGAGCUCUAUUCAACCGCCAAGAGGAGCAAGAAGAUGAGCUGGUGGAGCCAGCAUUGCCUAACUUGUCUGAGGUGGGCUUUCACCUGGAGCAGAUCGGGGUGGGCCUUGGCCGUGAGGAGCUGCAGAGAGUGUUUCUGGCUCUGAAGCAGUUGGUGGAGACUCACAGUGUGCCUCGCUGUCGCUUCUGGGGAAAGAUCCUGGGAACAGAGAACAACUAUAUCAUCGUGGAGGCGGAGUACAGAGAGGGAGAGGAGGAGGAAGAGCAGAGUGCGGAGGAGAGAUUUGGAGAGGGAGACCAUGAGGAGAAAGAGGAGACGGAGGAUCUUCAGGAUCUUCUUCCUGAGUCAACCUACAAACCUCCUCCAGUGGUCCCCAUAGAGGCCCCUGGUACAGGCACAAACAAAUAUGUGUACUAUGUGUGCAAAGAGCCAGGCUUUCCAUGGACCCGGCUCCCAGCGGUCACUCCGGCUCAGAUCUGCACAGCACGGCUGAUCAGGAAGUUUUUCACGGGCAGACUGGACGCUCCCGUCAUGAGCUACCCACCUUUCCCCGGCAACGAGGCCAACUACCUCAGGGCCCAGAUUGCUCGCAUCUCAGGGGGGACACAGGUGAGUCCACAGGGUUUCUACCAGUUUAAAGAAGAGGAGGGGAACGAGGAGGACGAGGUGUCUCAGGACAGUUAUGAGGUGAACCCCGACUUCGAGGGACUCUCAGCGGUCAAACUGGCCGAGUCUCUGUCCACAUGGGUGCACCACACACAGCACAUUCUGCAACAGGGUCGUUGUACGUGGGUGAACCUCACAUUGAAAGCAGAGGAGUUGAAUGAGGAGGGAGAGGAAGAGAGAGAGGAGGAGCCAGAGGAAGCAGAGCCAGAGAUGGGCCCUCCACUGCUCACACCACUGUCCCAAGAUGCAGAAUUGUUUAACACAGCUCCGUGGACUCUGAGGAUAUCGUCCAGCCUGACUCCAGAACACGCUGUGGCUUUUGUCCGCUCCAAUCUAUGGCCCGGGGCUUAUGCUUAUGCCACUGGAAAAAAGUUUGAGAACAUCUACAUUGGCUGGGGGCUGAAGUACGCAGGGGAGGGGUACAGCCCACCUGUGCCUCCCCCACCACAGAGGGAGUAUGCGAGCGGGCCUGAGAUCACCGAGGCCUUGGACCCUGUUGUGGAGGAGGAGCAGGCUCUAAAGGAUGCGCUGGAGGAACAGGAAGCCGCCAGAGAAGAGAUGGAGGAGGAAGAGGAAGAGGAUGAGGAUGACUGA